ACGACUCUUCUGGCAGAAUCCUAUGUGGGGGAACUGCGUCUCAGAGAUAGGGUGAAGUCCUAACCUUUAGUCAAGCGUCUAGUCUAGUCAAGUGGCCAACAUCCAGAGAGGUCCAGUGCUCUGAGCGCCCCACUUGACAAGACUAGAACCUUGACCAGAGGCCAUGCGACUGCCAGGCUUUGCGCAUCGUCAACUUGCACAUCGAGACAGACCCACCCACCCUCACCUGCGAGGCGGUUGGCACCCACAACCACGGGCUGGGAGCAUCGGCUCAAGAUGCCACAAUGAAUCAGGUCGGAUCUGCUGCCACGGACGCUGCAAAAGAGCGCCCUACCUCUUUCCAGUGUGAAGCGGUCCGCACACACAACCACGGGCAGGGAGCAUCAGUACAAGUUGCUGAGGCAACAAAGUGUGCCGCACAAGCAGAGGACGCAAGGGCAUCCGAGCCUUCCUCUGGAGGCUUGGCACGAGGAGAAAAGCAGCGGGCGUUCCUCGUAGGUAGUACGGCUGAAGGGAGUGGCGAAUCAUGGCCAUUUUGGGAAUCUCACUCUGCGCCUGGAGAACCCUGCUAGAAAGAGCCAAUCAGUGCCGGGAACAAUGCCAGCCACGCUGUGGGGCUACCUACA
Closterium sp. NIES-67 is the source of this 626-nucleotide messenger RNA. Lineage: Eukaryota; Viridiplantae; Streptophyta; Zygnematophyceae; Desmidiales; Closteriaceae. The record is from the annotation of a GenBank genome assembly.